CACCCAGACCACUUCAUUGAGCUGAAGUGGUCUGGGUGCCUAUAGUGGUCCUUUAAGUUUUCUUGAUAUUUCCGGGGGUGCCCUGUAUUAUCACCCUAAUAAUGACUAUGGGAUCCCUAAGGCAUGUUUUACUUUGUGCAGCAUUCUUGUGGAAAUUAAUGUUGGGGACAUACACUCACUGUCACUUAAACGUCACUGUCUGUCACUCUGCUCUCAUGUCCCUGUCUGUCACUCUACUCUCCUGUCCCUGUCUGUCACUCUGCUCUCGUGUCCCUGUUUUUCACUCUACUCUCAUGUCACUGUCAUUGUCCCUGUCUGUCUCUCUGCUCUCCGGUCCCUGUCUGUCACUCUACUCUCAUGUCACUGUCAUUGUCCCUGUCUGUCACUCUUCUCUCCCGUCCCUGUCUGUCACUCUGCUCUCCUGUCCCUGUCUGUCACUCUACUCUCGUGUCACUGUCAUUGUCCCUGUCUGUCACUCUACUCUCAUGUCACUGUCAUUGUCCCUGUCUGUCACUCUGCUCUUGUGUCACUGUCUGUCACUCUACUCUCAUGUCACUGUCAUUGUCCCUGUCUGUCACUCUGCUCUCGUGUCACUGUCUGUCACUCUACUCUCAUGUCACUGUCAUUGUCCCUGCCUGUCACUCUUCUCUCCCGUCCCUGUCUGUCACUCUGCUCUCCUGUCCCUGUCUGUCACUCUACUCUCGUGUCACUGUCAUUGUCCCUGUCUGUCACUCUGCUCUCCUGUCCCUGUCUGUCACUCUACUCUCAUGUCACUGUCAUUGUCCCUGUCUGUCUCUCUGCUCUCCAGUCCCUGUCUGUCACUCUGCUCUCCUGUCCCUGUCUGUCACUCUACUCUCGUGUCACUGUCAUUGUCCCUGUCUGUCACUCUGCUCUCGUGUCACUGUCUGUCACUCUACUCUCAUGUCACUGUCAUUGUCCCUGUCUGUCACUCUGCUCUCGUGUCACUGUCUGUCACUCUACUCUCAUGUCACUGUCAUUGUCCCUGCCUGUCACUCUGCUCUCCUGUCCCUGUCUGUCACUCUAUGUCAUUGUCCCUGUCUGUCACUCUGCUCUCCCGUCCCUGUCUGUUACUCUGCUCUCCUGUCCCUGUCUGUCACUCUACUCUCGUGUCACUGUCAUUGUCCCUGUCUGUCACUCUGCUCUCGUGUCACUGUCUGUCACUCUACUCUCGUGUCACUGUCAUUGUCCCUGUCUGUCACUCUGCUCUUGUGUCACUGUCAUUGUCCCUGUCUGUCACUCUGCUCUCCCGUCCCUGUCUGUUACUCUGCUCUCCUGUCCCUGUCUGUCACUCUACUCUCGUGUCACUGUCAUUGUCCCUGUCUGUCACUCUGCUCUCGUGUCACUGUCAUUGUCCCUGUCUGUCACUCUGCUCUCCCGUCCCUGUCUGUCACUCUUCUCUCCCGUCCCUGUCUGUCACUCUGCUCUCCUGUCACUAUCACGGUUCCCCUUGUGUUCUGGUUUAAGCAAGGCACAAUGAUUCUCUUGGGUUUAAAUGAUGUAUUUGCCCCUGGAUUUGUCACUUUGUCCUCCAGGCGGCUGGAAAUUGCAAUAUAAGCCAUGUCGUUCAUAGACCCCACACUCAAUGCUUUAUUUUAAUGUUAAAAGAUGUCACUUGACUUAAAAACAAUAGCAGAAAAUGAAACUAAUCAGUGGUGCUUUUGGUGGGGCGCACUCUUUCUCCCAGUUUGCCUGGAAUACAUUAGAGAAUAAACAUCAUGGACGAUGUAUCAGACACUGUGAGAUCUUAGUGAUGGGAAUCUGGUCUCUAAACCAAUGGAUUCACUUGUUCUGUGAAGGAGGAAAUGGUGGAUGUGUCCGGCUGCUCACACACUGUUUGUUACACAAAACACUCUGCAAAUCAUGACUUGCUAUCCAGAAGGCAUUGGGGGAAGCAGCGUAUACUGGCCUUGCUGAAUAAUCCCACCUCAGCACACGGCCCCACCAGGAAGAGGUUUAGCUGGGAUCAUCAUGGCCAAUACAAAGGAUUCACUGCGUCAAAGAUUCAAAGGACGUUUUGUUCCCGACACAGGAUUUCCCGAGUGUCACCAAUGGAAGUGAGCGUUCACUUGGCGUAAACUGUGUUAGAAUCUUGAACCUCCAGAAGAUGCACUGGACCCUGGCGCAUGCACAAAACAUGAUCUGGUCCAAUAUUUACCUUGUUAAAGGCCCCAGAGCCCUACCCUCUGGUCACUGUUAGCGGGAACCAGUGGCGCUGCAAGGGAGACACUUUACACAGAGAACUUGGGGCCUCCUGCCGGGCUUGGCAAAAGAACAGUUCUGGUUUAAAAUUGAUAAUGAGGUUUGAAGAGCAUCAUAGUGGGCAUUGAUGGGUUAAACAUUGCUGUACCACAGACAUGCACGAUCUAUUGAUUUCCUCCCCGGCAUCUAAACAGCUAGCAGAAUGCUGCAAGGCGGCACAAGUCAGCAGUUUGUUUUGCUGCCGUGUUCUGUCGCCCGGGGGCAGAAACCGAUGUUUCCAGGCAACACGUGUUUCAGGUAGACGGUGCGUGGCUGUAAGUAAUUGGAAUAACACUGUGAGGGUGGAAAUCCACCGGGAUCUAGUCCAAAAAUGGAAUAAGUGACAGCAGUUUGUCACACUGUGAUGUAGCAACUUUCUGUGUAAUAUUCAUUAAAGAACAAAACUGAGCAGUGCCA
Messenger RNA from Pelobates fuscus (common spadefoot toad), 2676 nucleotides. RefSeq names its product keratin-associated protein 16-1. Bases 358 to 1575 code for a protein of 405 amino acids. The record is from RefSeq and is a predicted model, not a curated record. The transcript has 3 exons. Lineage: Eukaryota; Metazoa; Chordata; Amphibia; Anura; Pelobatidae.